AAACAUCAUCGUUACAAAAUUAAUGCACGAUUUCCCGGCUAAAAGUAGCUUGUUUCCAUAUGUGCGUGGAAAAGAGCGGAACCAUCAGACUUUAGUUACAUUGUUUCUUGAUGUACUGUUUAUGCUGGUGCGCUGCAGUGGCGCUUUGCAUUUGAACGAAAUAUGGGGUCAAAUGUGAUUUUCCCGUUAGUAUGAACUGCCAACUAAUCUGCUCGAGUUAAAAUGGUUAAAUUAGAGGAAAAUAAAUAUGCCGUGUAAUCUUUUAUUACCAGUAAGGCCAUAGAAUGCUGGUGAGUUACAGCAGCAGCUCCGAGGAUGAAAGUGAUUGUUUUACAGUUCAAAGGAAACGAUCAUGCAACGUUACCUGCCCCGACGAGGGAGACUCGCGCUUCGGCAAGAGGAGCAAACUUGAGGCUGUAAACAGCGAUGAUAGCAAUGAGCAAAACAAAGAAGUCCUACCUGAGAAAGAGCGUGGCCGCUUACCUGUGCCCGAUACUGUGCUGCAUAUGUUCCAAGAGGAGCAGAAGGUUGACGACAGUGCCCAGCACGGAGGGCGAGUCCGGUCUUUCAAGCAUGAGCCGGGGAUUUGGGCCACAUACGUGUUCCUGCCGUACACACCAGAUGAGGCAUUCCUGGACCUGCUGGACGAGGUGACAGCCCUGGCCAGAUCCCUGGAUGUGCCCCUGACUCAUGCAGAAGAGUUCCACAUCAGUCUGUCGCAGACAGUGGUUCUGCGGCACCACUGGAUCCAGCCAUUUGUGCAGUCCCUCAGAAACAGUCUGGCUGACACCAAACGGUUCCUUUGUUUGGCUCAGAGACUAAAUAUCUACUCAAACAGCGAGAAGACCAGGACAUUUGUGGGUUUGGAAAUCUCCACUGGGCAUGCUCAACUAACAGGGUUGGCUAAAGUGAUCGACAAAACGAUGGAGGAGUUCCGCCUUGCAACAUUUUACCAGAACCCUUCCUUCCACGUGAGCCUCGGCUGGUGUGUGGGUGACCAGACGGCCCAGCUCCAGUCGGCAUGUUUGGCGCAGCUGCAGAGUCUUUUGGACCACCAUGAAGAUGGACCCUUCCAGCUGAGGAUAGAUUGUGAUGAGCUGCGCUGCAAGACUGGAAACAAAGUCUUCUCCUUUCCCUUGCCCAAGUAGGACUAUCAACACCUAAACCACACUAAUUCCCCUCACUGUAACAGUCUAAAUGUAUCUCUGUUUCAACAAAAGUAAAUAGUUAUGCAUUGUCCUCAGUAGUGUGAAUACCAUUUUGAAUGGAAGAGAAAUAUGUGACCAAGAAUCCAAAUGUGCUCAGCUCAUCCUAACUGUUACUGGCUACAAUUCUCUAUUUUUUUAGCUGUAAAGUAAAUAAAUAUUUGUAUUUUCCUUUGGA
This is a messenger RNA of Sardina pilchardus (European sardine), 1383 nucleotides long. RefSeq names its product U6 snRNA biogenesis 1 (gene usb1). The coding region runs from base 285 to 1148 and encodes 287 amino acids. Gene Ontology annotation, molecular function: 3'-5'-RNA exonuclease activity. NCBI's taxonomy places the organism in Eukaryota, Metazoa, Chordata, Actinopteri, Clupeiformes, Clupeidae. Gene Ontology annotation, biological process: U6 snRNA 3'-end processing. Gene Ontology annotation, cellular component: nucleus. The transcript has 7 exons. The record is from RefSeq and is a predicted model, not a curated record.